AUGGGUGCGUCUUCCUCUUCCUCCCUCAGAUUUUUAGAGAAAUUUGUGAGUUGGAGCACUAGAGGUAAAGAAGAGGCACCUCCAUUCAUCAUCUGCAAUGACCCGCUUGUCAAGAAAGAGCUGUUGCCAUCUGGAACCCAAUCCACUUCUGGCUGUAGUAUUGCUCUUGGGAAGUUAAGGCAGAAGAGGCUCUUCUUGGAGCAAUCUGGAGCAUGCUGUAUUGUUAUGCCAUGCCAGUUCUUACAUGCCUGGCAUGAUGAGAUUUCACAGGGUUGCUCGGUUCCGUUCCUCCAUGCUGGUGAUUGCGUUGUAAAGGAACUCAAAGCUGCUAACUUGAAACCUGUUGAGUAUGGAAGUAAUGUCCGUGUAGGAGUUCUGUUCACUGACAAUAAAUUGGCUACAAACUGUUAUCUAGAUAAGCUGGAGAGCCAGGGUUUUGAGGUACUAUGUCCAGAUAAAGCUUCCAUGGAGCGUACAGUGUUACCAUCAGUCGACACAUUCAGGAAGGGGGACAUGGAAGGCGCGAGAAACCUGUUGCGAGUAUCGCUGCAGGUUCUUCUUGUGAGAGCUGUCAAUAAGAUAAUCCUUGCGUCCGAUGACCUUGUAGGCAUUUUGCCUGAUGAUGACCCUCUGCUCAAGAAAUGUAUAGACCCAUUGGAUGCCUUGGUCCGAGAGGCCAUCGAAUGCGCACGAGCACCAUGA
Molecule: messenger RNA, 702 nt
Organism: Miscanthus lutarioriparius
Lineage: Eukaryota; Viridiplantae; Streptophyta; Magnoliopsida; Poales; Poaceae
Source: the annotation of a GenBank genome assembly